Messenger RNA from Purpureocillium takamizusanense, 4670 nucleotides. RefSeq lists its product as uncharacterized. The record is from RefSeq and is a predicted model, not a curated record. The transcript has a single exon. Bases 2655 to 4562 code for a protein of 635 amino acids. NCBI's taxonomy places the organism in Eukaryota, Fungi, Ascomycota, Sordariomycetes, Hypocreales, Ophiocordycipitaceae.
CUUUGUACGAAUCUAUCGAAUUUAUCGCCAUGGAAACUUCAUUGUUCUGGUGGUCGAGAAUUCGACGAAUGCCAUCCAUGCCUGCUACCUUCCAGUUAGUACCUACCUGUAGCCCCUGCGGGUCGCUGCUGCCGUUUAUCAGACACGCCAGCACCAACAAGCACCUACUAACUUCCAUUACUCGCCACUGACCCGUGCUGGCUGCGCGUUCUCGAGUCGUGGGCAAGCUAGAGGCAUCAUCACCACACCACCAGCCCUCCCUGCAGCGCGCCUCACGACCCCUUGGACAAGCAUACGGACGACACCAGGCGCCAGCAAGCAAACAAAGACCUGAUGCCUCUAUCUGACGCCGGUUGCCAAAACGACGACGUCGCACCAACAUGGACGGACGGGGGUCGACGUCGCCGGGUCGUGUGUUGGUUGGGCCUCACGUCGCUCAUUCAUGAUGCUACAGUACAGUACGCCCAAGUGUCUCCUGUUGCAAUCUACUCUGGUUCCUGGAUGAGGUCGCACCCGCCCAUCCAGAUGCCUGCCUGCCUGCCUGGCGACGUCGGACGAAACUGUGCAAGUGACCCCGUACUUCGUACGUACGUGGCACCGCACCACAAGGCUCACGACGUUUCGUUUGCUGUGCGAGUGACUGAAGGAGGCCGCGACCGCUCGAAACGUUUGGCCCCCCACGCCGCCCACCUCUCUCUCUCUCGAGACGACGACGACGACGACGACGAUGAGCUCGCCGCGGCUCUCUCACCGACGUCGCAUACGUACCCGCGGCUCCCAUCCCGAGCAUCAGAUGGCUCUCCAGCUCCGGCUCACGACGCCAAAUGGCUCCCGCCCACCAACCGCACAGCCGCCCCCCGAGGACGCCACGUCUUGCGCACAUUUUUAUUUUUGGUCGUCUCGGCGAGGGCCUCUCGGGUGCCUUGCCUCAUCUCGAGCGCGAGACGCCGCCGAGCAAGUGAACGCCGGGGCCACAACGCCACGCCCGGCCUUGCUAGAGCCCGCGCGGGUGGUACCGCGCGUCUGAUGACACACCGGCUUGGCCCUCCGUCCUGCAAUUCUGGGAGACGCAGCUGCGAGCGUGGGGGUGCCCAUAUACGGUAUACACUACAAACGCAAAUCGCGGCAUGACAUAUCUCGUCGGGCGGCUCACCGGCCACCGACAAAACCCCUACUGGCCACCGACGUUUCGUCCGAAUCACCUCAAGGAGUGACGCGGAUGAGCCGAUCGAUCCUGUCUCUCUGGACCCCCUGCAAUGGCAACUGGCCGCAGCUGCCGCUUGGCGUUUGCGUCAUGGCAUUCAUGGCUGACGUCCCCCCCCCCCCCGGCAGCUGGCGCCGCCACGAUGCGUGCGGCCCCUUCCGCCCGAUACAGUUGACACGAAUGCCACCAGACGUUGAGUUUAACGACCAAUUAUUUCUCAUUUCUCAUGUUUGCGAGUGCGAGCUAACUCUAUGGCUGACGGACGGGCUCGCAGCUCCUAGACCAGGCAGCGACAAGCACGAUGCGCAUCGGCAGACCCGUUAGGCAAGCAAGCAGUUGUCGAUGGGCUUUGCUCGUCUUGCCUGCCUGCCUGCCCCUGGACCGAGAGCAGAACCGCACGCGCGGGCGAACAUGGCAUCAAUCGCACCUACGUAACAACAGGCUCCCCGGCAGGUGUCAGCCAGCUCGCGUCAAAACAUGUAGAUUGUAGACGCUCCCAGUGCGCGGAUGGGCUGGGGCACGGCGGACGCAGUCGGGCUGCGGUACAACGCCGGUACGCGGGCAUUGAUUGGAAGGCGUUGCCUGUCAUGGCAGCACUUUGUACGAGCGCUCAUCAUAGACUCGAGCGUGACGCGGCCAUGGUUUGCCGCACGCGCGUACCUGAUCGCAUCGUGCCAUCGCGGAGCAGAGGCGCAAGUGACGAUGACCGCCAAGACGCACUUAUAUAGCAACCUACCCUACACCUCACGAUCAUCAGUCCGCACUCGGCCAUGGCCGCCUGGGUGCAUCUCCAGACUCGCAUGCGACAGCACUUUACUUGCCAAGGGGUUCGGUCAUCAGGCUCGUUUGGCUCCCUCCAAGCACUGGUCAGGGUGGAUGGUGGAAGCUGGUCAGCUGCCCUCUGGUCCAGUCCUCCGCUUGCAUGCACCCAGGUCGGCGACGGGGGCACAUCCGUCAGUAUAACGCCUAUUCAUAGGGAUCGAGUCAUUUGUUUCCGGAUCGUCCAAGGACAGGGCCGCUACAGGAAAACGGAGCGGCUCCUCGACGACAGGCAGUCGAGACGGUGGCCAGUCCGAUACCAGACGGCAGACGAGUGUCGGCGGUAGGGCUGUCGCACAAGGAGGCACCGAAUCAAGCAGGCAACCGUUUUCGGCGCCCAACUUUCGCGAGGAGCCCUUUUGUUCAAACGCGGCCCAUUCCCUCCUUUGUAAACGGAUCCGUGGGCCAGUGAGUGUUCCAACUCAUGAGCUGACCGGGCGCUGGCCCGUGCUGGACGCCAAACGCACCCAACGUCGCGCCACCACGCAUUACAUUUGAAGCGAACCAACCAACCAACAGGUGCUUGCCAUUCCCGUUGCUCAGAGAAAUUUCCAACGUGCGGGAGGCGGGAAAAUCCGCAGGGGGCGGCGAAAAGGGAAGGGAGCUGGCGGAGAGCCCGUCAUGAUGUGUGAUGGUGGUUCAAACUGCCACCCAUCCUCUAACUAACCACUCCGCCCAGUUGACCGACCACUCCGCGAUGAUGCCGGCGUUCGCCCUCGGCAGGCGCAUACAGCGCCUGUAUCUCGUUUCCGUGGCCGCCGUCUUCAUCAUUGGCCUCAUAUCCCUCGCGCAGUACUCGCCCGACGCGGUGCGCCCGUCGGGAUGGAUCCGCAAGCGCCCCAACCCGCGGCCCCAGGGCGACGACGACCAUCCCAUCGACCGUCUGAUGCGCGAACACAAGGCCCGCUUCCGGGACGUCCUGGUGAGGAGGUCCAACACGAUUGAGGAAGCCGCGGCCCGGUAUCGUGAGCGGCGCGGGCGUCACCCGCCGCCCGGAUUCGACGUGUGGUUCGCGCAGGCCCAGGCGGACGGCGCCAUCAUCGUGGAAGAGUUUUUCGACCGCAUCCACCACGACCUCAACCCCUUCUGGGCCUUUGAGCCCAAGAAGCUGCGGGCCAUGACGAGCAAGCAGCCGCAGGUGAUUCGCGUCCGUGGCGGCAACGUCAGCUUCGAGACGGACAACCCGAACCGUCCGCAGUACAUCCAGCUGUGGACGGAGCUGCUCAAGGAGACGGAGCCGCACCUGCCCGACCUGGACAUGGUGGUUAACGUCCUGGACGAGAGCCGCAUCCUGGUGCCGUGGGAAAAGGUGAACGAGUACGUGGCUGAGGAACAGCGCAAGCGGAGGCUCGUGGACCCCAAGGAGGCCAAGACGCAGUACAGCGGGCUCGACGGCGACGGCGAGCACGACGUGUACGACCCGGGCUGGGUGACCGACGACGCCAACCGGUACUGGAACUACCUGCGGGCGACGUGCCCGCCCGACAGCGCGGCGCGCCGGUUCGACAGCCUGGCGUCGUUUGACGUGCCCGUCGAGUACCCGGACGAGACGAUGCCGUACGCGCCCGAGGGCUUCGUGGCCAACGCGACCGAGGCGCGGGACCCGUGCCUGCAGCCGCACCUACGCGGGAUGCACGGGACGUUCAUCGAGAGCGUCAGCAUGUCGACGACGCGGGAGCUGCUGCCCAUGUUUGCGGGCUGCAAGCUGCCGCAAAACAACGAGAUCCUGGUUCCGGGUGCCAUGUACCUGUCGGGCGGCGACUUCUACUCGGGCGGCGACGAUCACGGGCCCGAGUGGGGCCGCAAGAAGGCGGGCCUGAUAUGGCGCGGGACGGCCUCGGGCGGGCGGAACAAGGCGGACAACUGGUGGCAUUUCCACCGGCACCGGUUCGUGCAGAUGCUCAACGCCAGCACGGUGGAGGCGGUGGAGCGCGGGGAGGGGACUCGGGGCCCGACGUUUGGGCUGUGGAAGGGGGGGAGGAUGGUGCCGGCGCACCUCCAGGGCGGCAGGCUGGGCCGGUGGCUGCGGUCGUUUGCCGACGUGGCCUUUGUGCACCUCGAGUGCUUCCCCAGCGUCCAGGAGGAGGUGGGCUCGGGCAAGGAGCGGCACCUGGAGACGAGCCGGCGGUGCGCCUACACGUCGCCGUACAUGGCCAUCCGGGAGAGCAUGCCCAUGCGGCAGCAGUACGAGCACAAGUUCCUGCCCGACGUGGACGGCAACUCGUUUAGCGGGCGGUGGCGGGCCUUUUUGCUGUCGACGAGCCUGCCGCUCAAGGCCACCAUCUACGCCGAGUGGCACGACGAGCGGUUCGCGCCCUGGGUGCACUACGUGCCGUUUGACAACUCGUACGCCGACGUCUACGCCGUCAUGGACUACUUUUUGAGUCACGACGACGCGGCGGCGGCGAUUGCGGCCGAGGGAAAGAGCUGGGCGGAGAGGGUGUAUCGACGCGCCGACAUGAAGCUGUACAUGUGGCGGCUGCUGCUCGAGUAUGCGCGCGUCGUCGACGAUAAGAGGGACGUGCUGGCGUAUGUGUGAAGACGACACGGGGGGUUGCUCGGAGUUGGGAUGAUGCAGACAAAAGGGGGAGGCUACGGGGCAUAUACAGGUGUGUUCAUGGAUGGCGAGCGACUUGAUUGUUGAAGG